CAGUUCUACAUCAUACUUGACUCCAGUAACACACAUGGUGGCCGCCUCCUUUGGAGAAGUGCAGAUGCAGUCCCAAAUGCAAGUAAGACAGUUUGCAAAUCACAUUUCGGUAGCAUGAACAUUUUGAGAAUACUUAAAAAUAAAUAAAUAAAAGGAAGCUGGAUGCGUACAGGCCUUGAGCAGUGGAACAUGCUGACCCUGGCAAGAUGAGCAAUGGUGGGGAGUGCAGCAAGGUUGCAUGCCUCAUACGGGUUCCAUCUGAAGUCAUCAAGCAAAGGGCCCAAGUUUCUCCUUCCUCUAGUACCUUUCGUAUUCUCUCCCACACCUUAUAUCAUGAGGGUAUUCAAGGACUUUAUCGGGGAUAUAAAAGCACAGUAUUAAGAGAGAUUCCUUUCUCUCUGGUACAAUUUCCGCUCUGGGAAUCCUUAAAGGAUCUCUGGUCAUGGAAGCAGGGUCACGUGGUGGAUUCUUGGCAGUCAGCAGUCUGUGGAGCUUUUGCAGGUGGAUUUGCAGCUGCAAUCACCACACCUCUAGAUGUAGCGAAGACGAGAAUUAUGUUGGCAAAGGCUGGUUCCACCAAUGCAAGCGGGAAUGUUCUGGCUGCUCUCGGUGGCAUCUGGAGGACACAAGGCCUGUCGGGGUAAGAACGUGCUGAAGGGCACAUUUCAGGUGCUUGCAUCUCCAGGUGUGUUUAGGGUGCAGGAG
This is a messenger RNA of Struthio camelus australis, 705 nucleotides long. NCBI's taxonomy places the organism in Eukaryota, Metazoa, Chordata, Aves, Struthioniformes, Struthionidae. The record is from RefSeq and is a predicted model, not a curated record.